AUGGCUAUAUCAGACUUAGUUGAUGUUCAUAAGUUUAAAGAACUCAGGAGGAGUAAUCCUACGAAAGCUAAAAACCUUAUAAAAAAAAUAAAAAAAAAAAAUGCAAAGAAGAUAAAAAAAGAGAAAAAGAAUGACACGAAAAAUAAUGCAAAUGAAAAAAAAAAUUCAGCAAGUGGCUUCAACUAUGACUCCUACGUAGAAUAUGUGGAAGAAGAAAUUGAGGAAGACAUUUUAAAAAAUUUUGAAGAUGUAUAUAAAAAGUUUAGUUUUAAUAGAGAAGCUAAUGAAGAAUAUGAGCAUUACAUAAGUGAAGAGAAAAAAAUUAGUCUGGACGAUAGUUAUUCAGAAAAUGAUGAAGAAGAGGAGGAAGAGGAGAGAAUAAAGAACAAAGAAUAUAUAUCCAAAAAAGCUUUAAAAUUAUUAAGUAGACCAUCAGUAAUGAAAUUAAAAGAAUUUGCUAAAAAACCUGAACUUGUAGAAAUAUGGGAUACAACAGCUAGUGACCCUUAUUUUUUUGUUUGGUUAAAAUGCUUAAAAAAUUCUGUUCCAGUACCUCAGCAAUGGUGUCAGAAAAGAAAAUACAUGCAUGGAAAAAGAGGAAUUGAAAAAUUACCAUAUAUAUUACCUCCAUAUAUUCAAGAUACGAAAAUAAGUGAAAUAAGACAAGCUAUUAAAGAAAAAGAAGAACAGAAAUCUUUAAAACAAAAAAUGCGUGAUAGAGUUAGACCGAAAUUACAUACAAUGGACAUAGAUUAUCAGACACUUCAUGAUGCUUUUUUUAAAUAUGCAACAAAACCUAAAUUAGUAAAAUUUUCAGAUGUUUAUUAUGAAGGGAAAGAAUUUGAGCUGAAAACUAAGAAAUUUCGCCCAGGUGUCAUUUCAGAGAAAUUAAGGAAAGCAUUAAAUAUAGAACCAAAUGAGCCCCUACCAUGGUUAUUUAAUAUGCAAAAGUAUGGACUACCCCCGUCCUUUCCUUAUUUAAGUAUUCCUGGUCUGAACUCGUUGACAGCUGAACAACCCACGGGAAACGUUAGCACAAACGUUAGCGGUAAUGUAAGUGGUAAUGUAAGUGGUAAUGUAAGUGGUAAUGUCAGCAGUAGCGUCAGCGGUAACGUCAGCAGUAACGUCAGCAGUAGCGUCAGCGGUAACAUUAACGGUAACAUCAAUGUGAGCAGUAGCAGUGACAAUAAAUUGCAACAAGAAAGCGGAUCGAAAAUUCGGUUCGACAACAUAGACGAGUCAGGAAACAUUAUUUACGGAAAUUUCAUAUCUCAUCGAGUGAGUGAUAAUACCAAUAAAUAUGACGAUGAUUUUUUAUGGGGGGAAAUUGAUGAAAACUAUGAGGACUCAGAAGAAGAAUCUGAGGAAAAUGAAAAUGCAGGGGAAGAGGAUGGUGAGGAAAAAAAGAAAAGUCAAACAAAAGAACAAAAAGGAAAAAAUGAAAAUACAGAUGCUGAAAAUAUAAAUAUAGAUUUGAAUGAUAAUAUGAAUGAAGAUAUGUUAAAGAAUAAUUAUGCUAGUGGAAUAUAUAGUGUUGUUACUAAUUCAAAAUUAAAUGGGUCUUAUACACCUUAUAUGGAAAGUGGUUUAACAUCUGUAGAUUUAACUUCAUUUGUAUCAGGUUACGAAACACCAAAGUAUGUAUAUACUAAUAAUUAUAUGAGUGCACCAAAUAAUAAACCCUACACAGUUUUACAAAAAGAAGAUGUGCCCAUUUCGCAGAAUAAUUUAUUUGCUUCAAACAUUAAAUAUAAAAUUAGUCCAUCCGUUUCUUCUAUUAUGAAUAAAGCUUCUAAUAUAACUGAAGGGGAAAUGACUCCUUUUACGAACAUCGGUGUAGGUACGCCAUAUGUGCAAAGUGAAACGGGUAAAGUUGUACAUAAAAUUCAACCUGCUACUUCAAAUGUGGAGGAUAUUAAAAAGGAACUAAGUAAAUUUGAAGAAAUAUCAAAUAAAGCAAAACUUCUGUCUGCACAAGUGGACAAUCCAAAGAAGCCCAAAAAAGACGAGAAAAAAAAAAAAAAAAAAAAGUAUUUCAAGUUUUAG
This is a messenger RNA of Plasmodium malariae, 2046 nucleotides long. It is a transcript of the gene SF3B2, whose product is annotated as splicing factor 3B subunit 2, putative. The coding region runs from base 1 to 2046 and encodes 681 amino acids. Gene Ontology annotation, cellular component: U2-type spliceosomal complex; U2 snRNP; nucleus. The transcript is spliced from 3 exons. The record is from RefSeq and is a predicted model, not a curated record. Gene Ontology annotation, biological process: mRNA splicing, via spliceosome. Lineage: Eukaryota; Apicomplexa; Aconoidasida; Haemosporida; Plasmodiidae.